Molecule: messenger RNA, 604 nt
Organism: Dibothriocephalus latus
Lineage: Eukaryota; Metazoa; Platyhelminthes; Cestoda; Diphyllobothriidea; Diphyllobothriidae
Source: the annotation of a GenBank genome assembly
UGGUGGUGUACAGGCUUUGAAUAAUUAUGCACUACGACAGCAACAGCAGCAGCACCAACAUGAACUUGACGCCGAGGAGGAAGAAGAUGCCGAUGAGGAGGAUGAGGAGGACGAAUGCGAGGAUGAUUCGGAUUCGCCCUCCCUCUUCCAGAAUCGGGAGCCGCUUUCAGAGCCCCUGCUUAACCAAGCUUUUGAGAUGCACGAGGCGCCACAGGAUGUUCAAGCUCUUUACUCCUCAAUGGCUGAGAACAUGGCAAUGGCCGCCGAGUUUCACGACUGCAGCACCUGUUCUCGCUACCCAUACCACCAUCGGCAUUGGGAGAACCAGGAAUUUUCGGACUACUCCCUUACCCGCGACUUAACCAGCGAUCUGGUCGAUGACCACGCACUGGAUGGCUGCGAGUUUUGGGCCCCCGCACCCUCCUCACAGCAUCUGGCGACCCCCACUGGCACCGAAAAGAACACCCUUGCCAAACAAAUGGGUAUUACUGACAUGGAACUCUGGGAGGUGGGUCAUUUUGAUGCCGACCAGUGGGCGGAGGAAUUCAAUAGACUGAUGUCAGAAACACCGGACAUCAUCUCCUUUCAACCACUAUCAAAUGCU